Molecule: messenger RNA, 336 nt
Organism: Geodia barretti
Lineage: Eukaryota; Metazoa; Porifera; Demospongiae; Tetractinellida; Geodiidae
Source: the annotation of a GenBank genome assembly
CACAUUGUCAGCAGCAGACCUCAAGUGCCCUGAUAUGAUCCAAACCAUUGCUAGACAGUAUGGUGUCUAUUACACUGAUGAUGAGAAGUCCAAUUGGCUAAAGCGUAACCCUGUUACAAAACUACCAACACCUCAAAACACUGCCAGCAGCUCAAAGACGCACUGCAAUCACCAGAUCAUAAACAGUUUUCCAAGAAUUCUACGCAAUGAACAUUGCAUCUCUGGAAGAAAGCUUUAUUUGAUAGCAUGCUACCUGUAUUGCCAUAUUUCACUCCAUCACUUCAGCAACUACAACCCCCUUCCCACCGCUCGUUAUAAAGGAGAGUUUUAAAAACA